AUGUUUAAAUCAAGCUUCACCACGGGGAGUCUAGCUCGGCAUGCCAUCACAUCCUUCAGGUGGUCGCAGAUACGCCCCCUGUCUUCACUCGAGAGCAAUCCUCACAUUUAUGUCUUUCCCAGUAAAACCAAUGGCGAUUCAAAUAUACUUUCUCUUCUAUCGACCGAGCCUGUUAAUACAGAUCUCGCCAUUGGAGUCACCAACAAGCUACCACCUACCCUGGAUUCAGUGAGAGAGAAUCCUAAAUUCCUCAGCAUUCUUCAUGAGGUCUUCGCCAAGCACGCCCACGAAGAUCCGGAGGCACAGUCUCAAGCACAAGUCAUGAUAUCCCAAUCCGGUGCAAAUCUCUACAGUGGUGGCGUUCUCGUGUCCAGCAAACGAUCUACCAGAAAGCAUGUCGAGGCUGAGGAUUCCAGUGGGGGAGCAAGCGGCCAAGGUGGUGCCGGUGGUGGUGGACAUGGUGGUUGGAUCCAUCUCUCUGAUAGGAGGCGAGCUCCUGAAUUCGGCAGAACUGCAUGGCCAGAGGAUAUUUUCGGCAGUCUCGAAGUUGAUGGGAAUGGUCAAUUUGUUGGUGGAAAUGGCAAAUAUCAAGCAAGCGGCACAUACCGAUUGGUCACUCGCGACGGCAUUCUGGGCUUGACACCCUUCAUGCGAGAGAAGCUCGUGCAACGUCUGCGGGAAUUAGACCAGCAGUGA
Penicillium diatomitis is the source of this 696-nucleotide messenger RNA. RefSeq lists its product as uncharacterized. The transcript is spliced from 5 exons. The record is from RefSeq and is a predicted model, not a curated record. Lineage: Eukaryota; Fungi; Ascomycota; Eurotiomycetes; Eurotiales; Aspergillaceae. Bases 1 to 696 code for a protein of 231 amino acids.